Trametes versicolor FP-101664 SS1 is the source of this 652-nucleotide messenger RNA. RefSeq names its product Adaptor protein complex sigma subunit. The coding region runs from base 50 to 538 and encodes 162 amino acids. Gene Ontology annotation, biological process: protein transport; vesicle-mediated transport. Gene Ontology annotation, molecular function: clathrin-cargo adaptor activity. NCBI's taxonomy places the organism in Eukaryota, Fungi, Basidiomycota, Agaricomycetes, Polyporales, Polyporaceae. Gene Ontology annotation, cellular component: intracellular membrane-bounded organelle; AP-1 adaptor complex. The transcript is spliced from 7 exons. The record is from RefSeq and is a predicted model, not a curated record.
CGCCAACCUCCUGCUUCCCAGUCCGCGCUCCGUCUGCUCCCUUGUCGCCAUGAUCAACUACAUGCUGCUCGUCUCCCGCCAAGGGAAGGUCCGCCUCUCGAAGUGGUUCACUACCAUGUCGCAGAAGGCGAAGGCGAAGAUCGUCAAGGAUGUCACGCAGCUCGUCCUCGCGCGCCGCACGCGCAUGUGCAACUUCCUCGAGUACAAGGACACGAAGGUCGUGUACCGGCGAUACGCGUCGCUGUUUUUCGUGUGCGGAAUCAGCCAGAGCGACAACGAGCUCAUCACGCUGGAGAUCAUCCACCGCUAUGUCGAGGUGCUCGACCGGUAUUUUGGGAAUGUGUGCGAGCUCGACCUGAUCUUCAAUUUCCAGAAGGCGUACGCAAUUCUCGACGAGCUUAUCAUCGCAGGAGAACUGCAAGAGUCAUCCAAGAAGUCUGUGCUACGGGUGGUCACGCAAGCAGACAGCAUCGAAGAGCAAGAGAACAGCGAAGAUACCAUGGCGCGACUGGGCAGCCUCGGCUCACGAGGUCCAUGAGCCGUCCUUUCUCCUCUCUUCUGUACAUGUACGAUCGUAUGUACAAGCACUUUCCCGUGCCUACUCCACGAAUUAUUCAUCGGGAUAUCAUUGGUUUCUUUGCAUAAAACCCGC